Molecule: messenger RNA, 8848 nt
Organism: Haplochromis burtoni (Burton's mouthbrooder)
Lineage: Eukaryota; Metazoa; Chordata; Actinopteri; Cichliformes; Cichlidae
Product: potassium/sodium hyperpolarization-activated cyclic nucleotide-gated channel 2
Exons: 8
Coding region: 109-3588 (1159 amino acids)
Biological process (GO): potassium ion transport; transmembrane transport
Cellular component (GO): membrane
Molecular function (GO): voltage-gated potassium channel activity
Source: RefSeq, a predicted model, not a curated record
CUUUCUCUCUCCCCCCAUCUCUCCCUCUCUCUCCCCCUUCUUCUCCUCUCCUUCCUCGCUCUAUCUCUGAUUGGCUUUCUUCAAAGAUAAUUGGAGGCAAAAUUUGAUAUGCUCAAUGUCAUGGACAGGAAUGAGGUUUCGCCGGCGUCUGCUGCCACCAUGAAAAAGAAGGCGGAGGGCGGCACUGGAUGCAGCCACAUCAGCGCAGCCAAGGCUGUCUCAUCCAAAUGCACGCGGAGCAACAGCGGGCAGAACUGUCUGGACCCUGGCUCUCCCGGGGCAGCGAGCGCUAACCUGUCCGGUGUGCCCAGCAACGUCGUGAUGGACGAGACCGAGGACGGAGAAGAGGAGUCCAAGUUUCAGCAUCCGCGGUUGCGCCGAGCUGGGGGGAGCGGCAGCGGCGGAGGCGGAGGAGGAGGCGGCAGUAUCAGGAUGAAGAACUUUACGCCAGGAGGGGGAGCCUCGUCCUUGGCUUCCAGGAGAAACUCCAACAAGGAACCCUGCCUUACGCACACAGAGGACGCUCCUGCCGCCCCACGGCCCACUGCUGCCUCCAGAGCUACCGAGACACCCUCUCCGGGCGAUGCUGCCCAACGCGGCGAGACCUGCAGAGCUUCUGGGGUGGAGGCGUCGGAAUCAGCGGUCGCGGUAGAGGUUUUAAACGCGACAGCGGGUGAUGGUUGCAACGGCGUCGCUCCAAUUUCCAGCAUGAAAUGCAACAAAAACGGAGAAUGCAGGAGGGACUCGGGUACCGGGAGCCUGCGCUCAAUCAUCUCCAAGACGGAGAAGCAGACCGGGGGAUCGGGGAGAGCCGAGGACGGGGGGAGCGCCAAGCGAGGAGCCUGUAACUCGACCACCGCCAGCAUGGACGGCUCGAUCACGCCAGGCGGGUCCCUGACCGGGGGGCACGGAGGAGAAAGCGCAAACCCCGUGUCCAGCGGAGUCCCCGAGAAAAAGGACUCCAAGGUGUCCUUCUCUAACGCACCAAGCCGGAAAGCCUCGUCCUCGCUACACGGCCCGGCUCAGACUCAGACCCAGCAGCCGAGGAACUCUGUCACUUUCCAGAAGCCGGAGGAUGGCCCGGCAAUUGUGCCCGCCGAAGAUGCAGAACCUCGGGGAAGCCAAGCCAGCUUCAUGCAGCGGCAGUUUAGCAGUAUGCUGCAGCCUGGAGUUAACAAAUUCUCCUUGCGCAUGUAUGGUAGUCAAAAAGCAGUGGAGAGAGAGCAGGAGAGGGUAAAAUCAGCUGGAAAUUGGAUUAUCCACCCUUACAGCGAUUUCAGGUUCUACUGGGAUUUUACAAUGCUGCUUUUCAUGGUGGGCAAUCUGAUCAUCAUCCCCGUGGGCAUCACCUUCUUCAAGGACGAGACCACGACACCCUGGAUCAUCUUCAACGUGGUGUCCGAUACCUUCUUCCUCAUGGACCUUGUGCUUAAUUUUCGCACUGGAAUCAUCAUCGAGGACAACUCAGACAUCAUUUUGGACCCUAAAACCAUUAAGAAGAAGUACUUAAAAACUUGGUUCAUUGUAGACUUUAUCUCCUCCAUCCCAGUGGAUUACAUAUUCCUUAUAGUAGAGAAGGGGAUCGACUCAGAGGUGUACAAGACUGCUCGGGCCCUGAGGAUCGUCCGCUUUACCAAGAUCCUGAGUCUCCUGAGGCUGUUGAGGCUCUCCAGAUUAAUACGCUACAUCCACCAAUGGGAAGAGAUCUUUCAUAUGACCUAUGACCUAGCCAGCGCGGUGAUGCGGAUCUUUAACCUGAUCGGUAUGAUGCUGUUGUUGUGUCACUGGGAUGGCUGCCUACAGUUCCUGGUCCCCAUGCUGCAGGAGUUCCCAUCGGACUGCUGGGUGUCCCUCAACAAGAUGGAGAACGACACCUGGUCAGAGCUGUACUCCUUUGCUGUUUUCAAAGCAAUGAGCCACAUGCUGUGCAUUGGUUAUGGCCGCCAAGCCCCAGAGAGUCUAUCAGAUAUCUGGCUCACUAUGUUGAGUAUGAUUGUAGGAGCUACAUGCUAUGCUGUUUUUAUUGGCCAUGCAACAGCUCUCAUCCAGUCCCUGGACUCCUCCAGACGGCAAUAUCAGGAAAAGUACAAACAAGUGGAGCAGUACAUGUCCUUCCACAAACUGCCUGCUGACUUCCGACAAAAAAUCCACGAUUACUACGAGCACAGAUACCAGGGCAAGAUGUUUGAUGAGGAGAGCAUCCUGGGAGAACUCAGUGAGCCCCUGAGAGAAGAAAUUGUGAACUUCAACUGUCGCAAGCUGGUGGCGUCAAUGCCGCUGUUUGCCAACGCAGAGCCAAACUUUGUGACCGCCAUGUUGACUAAGCUACGUUUUGAGGUAUUCCAGCCACAAGAUUACAUCAUUCGGGAGGGCACUAUUGGCAAGAAAAUGUAUUUUAUCCAGCAUGGAGUCUGCAGCGUCAUCACCAAGGGAACGCUUGCAAUGAAACUCUCUGAUGGCUCUUAUUUUGGAGAGAUCUGCUUAUUGACGAGGGGUCGUCGAACAGCCAGCGUGCGAGCGGAGACUUACUGUCGACUUUACUCUCUGUCUGUUGACCACUUCAAUGAAGUGCUGGAAGAAUACCCCAUGAUGAGAAGAGCCUUUGAGACUGUUGCCAUUGAUCGUCUAGACCGCAUAGGUAAAAAGAACUCCAUCCUGAUGCACAAGGUGCAGCAUGAUCUCAACUCUGGUGUCUUCAACAACCGGGAGAAUGAGAUGAUUCAGGAGAUUGUCAAGUAUGACCGUGAGAUGGUAAAAUUAGUAGACCUGCAGCGGCCACGGGCCAUGUCUAUGACCCCUUCGCUUGGCGGCAUCUUUGCCCCUCCGGGUCAGCAGCAGACAGGCUCUGCUAUCGCCACCCUCCAGCAAGCUGUGGCCAUGAGCUUUUGCCCUCAGAUGGCAAGUCCUUUGGUGGGUCCAGGGACUCUGCAGUCUCCACGCAUGGUGCGAAGGUUUCAGGUGAUGCAGAAUCUCUCCAGUCCAGUCUCCAUGUCUCCUCUGCAGUCUCAGCCCCCUCUGACGCUCGGAGGGGCAUUUGGAUCGGCAAUUUCGAGUCCCCCAGUCCAAAGCCCGCUUGCAGCUUCAGGACGGACUUUCCAGCACAUUGCAAGCGUGGGACCCUCUGGGUCCCAGCUGUCCCUAGUACAGCAUCAUGCACCAAGCCCCACACAGACCCAGCAGAGGCCUGCCUCACACAAGAGCACCCACUCCCUGCAUAUGGGGAGCUUGAGUCAGGACACCCGUGCCCUGUCGGCCUCCCAGCCUUCACUCCCCCAGGAAGGAACACCGCAAGCUGCCUCUGCAGCCCCUAGCCCCCCGCCCUCCACUCGCACCUCCAACACCUCCAUCGGACCUCCGCAGCCCCCUCACUCCAGCAUGCCAGGGCCCUCAGGGGUGGGGAGAUCAUCGGGAGCCCAACAGAGGGUGGCAUUUGCCUCCACACCUCCUCCCACUGGACCUGCUGGAAUGGGGGCAGUAGCAGCAGCUGCUGGAUCAGGACCUCCAGACUCUGGAGCUCCCAAGAAAGAUUCAAUUGUCAGCCUUCCAGAGCUAGACUCUGCCAGAUCCCGGCUGUCUUCCAACUUGUGACCCUGGUAGAGUUCGAGAAAGAGGCCUUUUUUGUAGGAGAAUCCAUUCGGUUUAGGUCAGUCUGGCUGAUCUGUCAGCUUGCUGAAUGACCAAUCAGCUACCGCCAGCGCCACCAGUUAUUGGACCUGGAUGCACUGUGUGCUGGUGCCAGCUGAAGGAAAAGAGCUACUCAAAGUCUUGAGACACUUUGGCCAGGAGGAGUCUAUACAAUUAAGCUAGUAUAACUUAAGGUUGAACUGGUCUAGUCUACUGUGCCAGCACCUUUAGUCUUAGUAUCACCCCUUUCACUCUGCUUCCAAACACCUACUGUAUAUCGCUGUCUUUUCUGUAAAGAUAUGAAGAAAAGUAUGAUUGAUGUAACUAUUGCAUACUGUGUAGAAUCCAUGCAAUGCAAUCUAGCAGGAGCUGGACUUAAACUGAAAAUCAGGGACUUGAGGUCAAAUGACAAUGACAUUUUAAGCGUCCAAAAGUGUUUUGAGUGUAACUUUUCUGUAUAAGCUGUCGUAGCAAAAGAACACAUUGCUCUUCAUAUUGUUUCAAAUAGUAAUGGAAAUAGUGUUUUAGACCGCUGGUCGAUCUUACAUCGAUGUGUAAAUAGUUGAUGAAAAAAGUACGGAAGGAUAUUAUAUUCAUCGUAUCUACCCAAACCAAAGUUGAGCUUGAACACCAAGUCUGGUUGUGUCUGUAUCAACUAAAAAAAAAAAAAAAAAAAAAAAGAAAAAAAAAAAAAAGAAACAUCGACGAAAAUGCCAUUUAUUUAACUGCCUUGAUUCAACAUUAGAAGCCAUAUAUUUGGUUUGUGUGUAUGUAUACAUGUGGGUGUAAGUGUGUGCGCGUGAGUUUGUUGAUAUGUUUUGGUUCUACUUUCAGAGAAUGGACUCACACUCUACACUGCACGGUUGGUUUGACAUGCCGAUGGUGGUGCUGACCUGCUUUCGUCAAACACCUCUGAUGCCGGUCGGGUUACAAUCAGCCGCCCACCAAAGCCGGUUUGGUGGGUGGCUGAUUGUAACCCUGAAGGCAAAGGUGGUUAAAAUAUCUGAGCUUUACUCGAAGGAAACAUUUGUGAACAACCCAUACUGUAUACUUGCUUGUUUCUGUCUAGGUUUAUUGAUUAACACAUGCAAUAUAAUUCUGCAAUACUCUACCCCGCCUAUAUAUAUAAAUAUAUAUGAAUAUAAAUAUCUAUACAUAUGCUGUACAGGAAAGUGAACUUCUUUCUUUUUCAUAUUGUUUUGUUUUUAAUGUGAAAUCUUAAAGAAUCCAGCAGCUAUUGUGGCUUCACUUGAGGUAUUGUAAUCCAGUGACCAUGUUGUUACCUUAACCAAAAAUGCUUGAGAGAAUGAAAGGACUUGUAGUGUAACUCUUAUUUUGUUUUGUUUUGUUAACACUUGAGAGGAACAAACUGUUUAAUUCUGGUUUCACGUCACAGGAAGAAUCCACGCUUUGAGUUCAGCAGGUCAGAACCUUAAAAAGAAGAAAAAAAAUCAGUUUAGCUAAACUAAUUCUCUCUAAUGUUCAAUUGUGAGAUAAAUGGGGGUUGAGGGUAGGCAAUAUGAGGGCAUAAAAUGCCUCACAUGUAAAGAAAAAGACAAGAAAAAAAGAGAAAAAAAAACGUACUUGCUCUAUAGCAAACUCUUUAUGUGUCCCAUUUCAUCCAAAACUCCCAUGAAUGUCUCAACAUUUAGGGUUGAGGCUUGGAUAGCUGGUUAUAUUUACUCAAAAUACUCUGAUCCUGUUGAACCUGAAAUACUUCUCUUGCUGAAUGUACGCCAUACGAGAAGGAAGACAGCUAAUCAGAUAUAAACUGCCAUGUAAAUAAAGGGACAGUGAUUUAAAGAGGCUUUUAUGAUGCAAGGGGGGGUUGUGGGCAUUGCUGUAUGUGUUGCUGAGUGUCCGUGUGAUCUUUUUUUUUUUAUGGUUUAAUGAUGCUUCUCUGGGUUGAACAUUGCUAUAUUUAACCUGUACCAGAUCUACCACAAGAGGAUCUUUCUUCUUCUUCUUCUUCUUUCUAUUAGUUUAUUUACUGAAGUGGGCGUGAACAAGAGUGAGUCAUAACAACUUUGAUCUCCUUGGUCCAAAGUGAGCACUGAGGACGUCCAAUUAAGCACCUUGUGUUGCACUACGACCUUGUAAUCAAAAUGAAAAAUCGAUGCUCCAUUCUCUUAAAAUGGUUGCAGUACUUCUCUCGGAUCCAUUAUCUGGUUAAACUGUAAGGAAGGAAAGUGAAUCCAAUUGGGUUAGAAAAUAGGCAGCUGAUUCAUUGUGUUAGACAAAUACCAUGUCCACCUUUUUCAGCUCUGAACAUCGACAGAGUCUAAUUGUAAAAUCGAUGCGAUGGACAUUUCACUCAGGUUUGCUACCUUUCCAGAGAGAUGUAUUGAUUGCCGCAGCGUGGCUUUCCAUUGAUUUAUGUAGACUUGUCUAUCCUCCCAUCAUCCACUUGUUGAUUUAACCGUGCUGAAAGGUUCCCCUUGAAAUCUGAUUGGCUCAGAUAAAUAUGGAGGAUCUACUGAAGUCGUAACCCUGAGAUUGUUAUUAGCGUAACACUCUGCCCGUUUGGUUGUGAUCACUUAUCCUGCGAGCUGUUUGAAACAAGGCGUAGGUGAUUGUUUUUAUCCAAGGGCUUCAUUAUAUGGCUUGUAAAUCCUGGCUCAUUGUUACUGUAGAGCAGCCACAUGUUCUCUUAUCUGUUUAAUUGAUAACAUGCACUAAACCUCGUUGUUUGUCAUACCUUGGUUACAAAGCUGUGACCCUCCUUCAUCAGCAACACUCUUUUUGUAUUGCUUUUUUUUUCCUAUGGGAAAGGUACAUGCCAAAAUGCCAAUAUGAUUGUGAAUGAAGUCCAUUUGAGUCAAUGGCUGUUGUGCGCUUCAGUACUGUUCCAGUGCAAUCAAUUGGUCCUCUUCCCCAAUCCUUUGUGCUAAUACCAGAGUUUGCCCUAUUAAGCUGCUAUCAGGACUGUGCUGAUAUUAUUUGAAUGAGACCACAGUCAGUGAGAGCAAGAUGGAAGGAGAGUUAAAGAGCUAACGUUUCAGGCAAUAUCAGGCGCCGUCUCUGUUUCAUUGCAUCCAACCGGUAGGAUAUGUGUGUAACUCACUCCCACUCAAAGGAUGGCGUCCCAGACACUUUGAUCAGUACCGCUCUGUUUGAACCCUCGGCCAUGAGGCGGAUACAGCCCUGGCCAAGCACAUACUUCUGUCAGUUAUCUGUCUAGUGUUCAGUCUGCUGGCUUAAAGCCACCGUCGGCAUGUUGUGUGAGUGUAUGUGUGUGUGAUGUGGCGCUGUAUUUGCCUGAUGACGGGGGGUUCAAAGUGUGAUUUUUUUAAUGGUUCUUCUACUGGGCCUUGCUAUUUAGUGGGAUUGAAAGCCCUCAUACAUGUUUGACACUGACUGACAAUUAUUGAGAAUCCCUGAGUUUCAAACCUCUCAUUCUUGCUGUACCAGUUGUUAAGGGUACCGAAUGCCUUGGUGUUGACAUGUUAGCAAAUCAGGGUAUUGUUUUUAUUUGUAAAACUGUCUUUGAGUUAUCAGUCUCUUUUGUUCGGUUGUUGUUUUGCAGUUUGUUUUUACAAUGUGCCCCAUGCACACGGACUGUAUAUACCUUGUGCCUAGUACAUCUAGUUUCCACAUAGUCUAUUUUUGUGGUUUGUAUGUGCCUGUAAAAAUGCAAAUCUGUGUUCUUAUUUUCAACUUGCAAUAUAUGUAAAAAACAAACAAACAAAAAAAAACAUUAGAAGAGGAUUAGUAUUGCUGAAUUACGAUGACAAUGUCAGUAUAUACAAUUUUCCCAGAUACGGGAAACACAAAAUUGCACAUUUUUGUUGGUUUGAGCCUUCCAACACCAUGCGCGCUGUACUCUGUACUCUCAUGUUCUGUACAUAUGGUAUACACAGAGAUGUGGGGCACAUUGUUGUGUUUUUACCACAGCCUGCUGUAUAAGAUACAUUUUUUUUACAGUGAGAGGGUGAGCUCUGACAGGCUUCUGGUGGAUAUCGGCAGUCUAGACGUUAGCUUAGAUGAUCCGCUCACUGCAAAGAGCCAAAAACGACAGAAAGUAAUAAACAAACUGUGGAGAUGCUUGCACAAUAUCAAUACAGUAACAGAAGUUGGCUGUGCACGUGCUGGAAACAACGUUCUUAAAACAUAUUGUUGCACAGCUAUUUACACUCUGAUGCUGGUUGCACACUGAUCAAGUCUUUGCCAUUUAAGAAAAGCUCUCUCUUAGGCUGAAUUCGACUCAUGAGCAGUCAUGAGCUUGACCUACCAUACCUUGGCAGAUAAUAGCAGAGUGCAUGUUUGUAUUUUUCUUAUCUAAGCAGAGUUCUGUGUACAAUUCUUAGUGGGACCUUCAAAUCUAGACAUUGUUGUGUACCAAACUACUGUACAAUGAUUUUAUUUAGUCUAACAGUUAAACUUUUGUGUCGUAGCUACUGUAGCCUGCUUAGCUUACCUAAGCCUUCUCUCUGCUUCAGGACUCUGUGUGCUUGAGUUUGUGUGUGCGUGUGUGUGUUCCUGUGCCUUUCCUUCUAUAAUGUUGGUCCCACUUGAGAAUAUGAUGCCAUUUAGGGGGUUUUAAAAACCCACAUGAAGCCGAGAGAGAUGUGUGUUAAAUGGUCACAACUACAUUUGUUCUACAGAAGAGGAAAAAAAAAUUAAAAAAAUGAAAGAAACCACUGUAAUGCUCCAAGAAAUCACUCUAGCACAUCCCUAGACUUAGUAGCAUUCCACAGCCUGCACGAAUAGCUCAGUGUGGGCAUCCAGACACACUUUACCAGCACCAUGUAGACGACAGCACAGAUAUCUGACACAGCAUGUGUUCUCUCUCUCUCUGGAGGCCAGUCUGCAACCAUCUCAGGCUGUGCUCUGCUUCUGCUCUUAACAGAACGGUUUAAGUAUUUUGAAACUCCAGCUCUGUCUAAGUUGAUGUCUACAACCCAGGACAACUCAGCUCCCAGCCCAAGCUGCAGUGCUACCAAAUCAGUGUCAAAGGAUUUCGAUGGAUACUUGGCAUGCUUGUAAUAUUUGCCUGCAUCCAGUCCUUGCGGACCGAGAUGCUGGUGGCGAGGGCAUGGGGCUGAUUUGAACCUGUUUCUGAAAAGGCUGUCUUGUCCACCACCUCUGCUGGCCAAGAACACAGAGCCACACCCUGGUGUCUCUCAAUAAGCUGGUCUGUCAGUCAGUGGCAAUGUUGUUUAAGCAUUCGUAAACAGACAAUACAUUGUUGUGCAAUAAAAAGAUGAGCGCAUUGGCAUACUUA